Messenger RNA from Trichomonas vaginalis G3, 709 nucleotides. RefSeq names its product organellar and viral DNA polymerase type B. The record is from RefSeq and is a predicted model, not a curated record. NCBI's taxonomy places the organism in Eukaryota, Parabasalia, Trichomonadida, Trichomonadidae. The transcript has a single exon. The annotation marks the transcript as partial.
AUGAUUUCAACAAUCGGCACAACAACAAUUCAAACAACAGCACCAAACUCGUUAGUCAUGAAUCCAACAUCUAUGUUAGUAGAAAUGAAAAGCUUCAUUCCUUCUUCAUAUACUUUUGAAACAGAAAUCCAGAAGAUAAAGCAAGAACUUUUAACAAGUAAUUUAGACUGUAGUGCGAAAGAUGAAACAAAUGAAGAAUAUCUUUAUGAAAUGCAGGACAUUAUUGACCAUUUGCCUAAACUACCUGAAAUCCAACAACAAAAACUCACUAUUCCUGAAUUCGACGAAAUUGAAGUGAAACCAACUGACUCAGUAGAAAUUAAGAAAUUCAUACGUAAAGUAAAUUAUGAAUUCCUUGGUUUUCAUUGCAACCAUAAAGUUAUGGACAAAGAUUGCGACAUGGUUUAUAAAAAUAUUUCUGACAUAUAUAAAUCUGAAGAAUUUAAGACCUACGACAACUUUGUUUCGUUAGUUGCUGAAUGUGUUUGGGAAAUAAGAGAUAAAGAUAGAAGAGGCAAAGUAUGGAACAAACAAAUAAGACCCGCUAUGUUUGAGAUGAAGAGAGCAAUUGACGCUUUAGUUGUUUUAGCUGGUUUUAUUUCAAUGUAUAACGCAAAAAUGAACCCGCAAUGUUCAAAAUGUAAGGCAGCAAUUAGGAAAUAUAACUACUCCGUCAAAGAGAUAGAAAGAAUGAGAAACGACUAUGCAG